GUCCUGGCCUGCGAGAUGGAGAAGCAGUUAGGAGAAACCGAGGCAAAUGGCAGGUGCUGGGUCUCAUUUCCGCACUUUUGUACCCAGCCCCGAUCUGCCACCUGUUGUUUCUCUUCUGCAGUGACUGCCUGGAUGCAGGAUGGUCCUGCCCUCUUGAGGUUUCAAGUUGGGAAGUAGAAGAGCAGAGAAUCCUCUGGGCUGGGCCGGGGGUUGAUGGCGUGGAUCCUCUUCUUGGCCGUAGGAUACAGUGCAGAAGGAACCUCGAGGGCUCACGCAGCACUAGUGUUGCUCCAGGAAGGCUGGACUGCCACUCCUCCUGCUAUGAUGCCUGGGCAGAUCCCAGACCCUUCCGUGACUGCGGGCUCUCUGCCAGGGCUCGGCCCCCUGACCGGACUCCCCAGCUCGGCUCUGACUGCAGAGGAGCUGAAAUACGCCGACAUCCGCAACAUUGGGGCCAUGAUCGCCCCUUUGCACUUCCUGGAGGUGAAACUGGGCAAGAGGCCCCAGCCUGUGAAGAGUGAGCUAGACGAGGAAGAGGAGCGGAGGAAACGGCGUCGAGAGAAGAACAAAGUCGCGGCGGCCCGAUGCCGGAACAAGAAGAAGGAGCGGACGGAAUUUCUGCAGCGGGAAUCUGAGCGGCUGGAACUCAUGAACGCUGAGCUGAAGACCCAGAUCGAGGAGCUAAAGCAGGAGCGACAGCAGCUCAUCUUGAUGUUGAACCGGCAUCGUCCCACCUGUAUCGUUCGGACCGACAGCGUCAAGACACCCGAGUCAGAAGGCAACCCUCUGCUUGAGCAGCUUGAGAAGAAGUGACCGUGGGCUGGGAGGAGGAGGACAAAGGAAGAACGAGGCGUAGGAGAUGGCAAGAGGGAGGAAGAAGAGGAGGGCACCAGAGGGCUCUUCCUUGGUGUGCG
This is a messenger RNA of Capra hircus (goat), 914 nucleotides long. It is a transcript of the gene JDP2, whose product is annotated as Jun dimerization protein 2. Gene Ontology annotation, molecular function: DNA-binding transcription factor activity, RNA polymerase II-specific; RNA polymerase II cis-regulatory region sequence-specific DNA binding. Gene Ontology annotation, biological process: regulation of transcription by RNA polymerase II. Gene Ontology annotation, cellular component: nucleus. The record is from RefSeq and is a predicted model, not a curated record. Bases 214 to 813 code for a protein of 199 amino acids. NCBI's taxonomy places the organism in Eukaryota, Metazoa, Chordata, Mammalia, Artiodactyla, Bovidae. The transcript is spliced from 4 exons.